This is a messenger RNA of Arabis nemorensis, 1074 nucleotides long. The record is from the annotation of a GenBank genome assembly. NCBI's taxonomy places the organism in Eukaryota, Viridiplantae, Streptophyta, Magnoliopsida, Brassicales, Brassicaceae.
AUGUCUAGUAAUGGUGGUGGUUAUGUUGAGUAUAAUGUCUAUGGCAUUAUCUUCCAAGUUCCUAGCAAGUAUGUUCCUCCUCUUCGUCCUCUCGGUAGAGGCGCUUCUGGUUUCGUAUGUGCUGCUUUUAAUUCGGAAACGGGCGAGGAAGUAGCGAUAAAGAAGAUUAGUAAUGCAUUUGACAACAUUAUGGACGCCAAGAGAACUUUGAGAGAGAUUAAGCUUCAUAACCAUAUGGAUCAUGACAAUGUUGUUGCCAUUAAAGACAUUAUAAGACCACCUCAGCGAGAGAAUUUCAACGAUGUUUACAUUGUUUACGAGCUAAUGGACACUGAUCUUCAUCAAAUUAUACGAUCAACCCAACCGUUAAAUGAUGAUCAUUCUCGGUUCUUUCUUUAUCAGUUAUUGCGAGGACUCAAAUACGUGCAUUCAGCUAAUGUAUUGCAUCGUGAUUUAAAACCGAGUAAUCUGCUCCUGAAUGCAAAUUGUGACCUCAAGAUUGGUGAUUUUGGACUUGCGAGGACUAAAUCAGAGACUGAUUUCAUGACAGAAUAUGUCGUUACACGUUGGUACCGAGCUCCAGAGUUGCUCCUUAACUGCUCAGAGUACACUGCAGCUAUCGAUAUUUGGUCUGUCGGUUGUAUACUCGGCGAAACAAUGACCAGGGAACCGUUAUUUCCAGGCAGAGAUUAUGUUCAACAGCUUAGACUCAUCACCGAGCUUAUUGGUUCACCUGAUGAUUCAAGCCUCGGAUUCUUAAGAAGCGACAACGCGAGAAGAUACGUAAGACAGCUUCCACAGUAUCCAAGACAAAACUUUGCAGCUAGAUUCCCAAACAUGUCUAUUGAAGCAGUUGAUUUGCUGCAGCAAAUGCUUGUCUUUGACCCAAACAAACGCAUAACAGUCGAUGAAGCUUUGAGCCACCCAUACUUAGCACCAUUACACAACUGUAACAAGGAACCGGUGUGCGUGAGGCCGUUCGGUUUCGAUUUCGAGCAACCUUCACUGACUGAAGGGAAUAUCAAGGAGCUUAUAUAUCGUGAAUCAGUCAAGUUUAACCCUCAAGAUUCCUAG